This is a messenger RNA of Gordionus sp. m RMFG-2023, 760 nucleotides long. RefSeq names its product large ribosomal subunit protein eL18-like. Gene Ontology annotation, cellular component: cytosolic large ribosomal subunit; ribosome. The record is from RefSeq and is a predicted model, not a curated record. NCBI's taxonomy places the organism in Eukaryota, Metazoa, Nematomorpha, Gordioida, Chordodea, Parachordodidae. Gene Ontology annotation, molecular function: structural constituent of ribosome; RNA binding. Bases 73 to 633 code for a protein of 186 amino acids. Gene Ontology annotation, biological process: translation. The transcript has 6 exons.
AUCAAACCGAGUUAAGGAUGCUUAUAAUCCGACAUUAUAAUACAUCUGAUCGUUAACAUUUUAGCAUAAAAGAUGGGUAUUGACAUGCGACAUAAUAACCUUCGCAAAGCAGUGCGAAGGACUCCAAAGACGGAUAAUCCUUACAUAGUUUUAUUAUAUAAGCUUUAUAAAUGUUUGGCGACCAAGACGAAUUCGAAAUUCAACAGAAUCAUCUUAAAGCGCAUUAUAAUGAGUAGGACUAACCGUGCACCUAUCUCACUUGCUAGAAUAGUACGUAAAUCAAAAGGAGAAGAAAAUAAAUUAAUUGUUAUAGUAGGAAAAAUAACAGAUGAUAAGAGACUUUACAAAGUUCCCAAUUUAAAAAUAUGUUCUUUGGCCUGCACUAAAACUGCUAGGCAAAGAAUUUUAAAAGCAGGAGGUCAACUCUUUACUUUGGAUCAACUACCUCUGAAAGCUCCAACAGGGAAAAAUACUAUGCUCUUGCAAGGGCCUAGAAAAGCCAGAGAAGUCUAUAGACAUUUUGGACCUGCACCUGGGGUUCCACAUAGCCAUACCAAACCAUAUGUCAGAUCAAAGGGAAGGAAAUUUGAAAAGGCUAGAGGUAAAAGGAAGAGUCGCGGAUAUAAAGCAUAAACAUGUUAUUUAUGUUACACUUGAAAUAUAAUAAAAUUUUAUGUUAUUACAAUAAAUUGAAAGGUUCUUUAUAUUAUUGUAUUUACAUAUAACCUUGUUUAUAAUAAAUAUCAUCUUAUGGGCUGAA